Messenger RNA from Podarcis lilfordi (Lilford's wall lizard), 343 nucleotides. NCBI's taxonomy places the organism in Eukaryota, Metazoa, Chordata, Lepidosauria, Squamata, Lacertidae. The record is from the annotation of a GenBank genome assembly.
AUGGACGCUACCGUGGUGCCCCCAACUGCGCUCGUGGCUCCGGAACAGACACUUACAGAUGGUGAGGCUCCACCAACACCUUUCUCGCAAACUGCCGGCGUGGAGCCGAACCAAGCCGCUUCAGAGGGUGUGCCGGACUUACCACAGACUCAGACCACUGCCGUGCCUGACAUUCCGCCAACUCCAUUUGCAGAGGUUCCAUCCACAGCAGCGGAUCUAGGGGACUUGGUUUCAACGCCACCUAGGGUCGCACCACAGCCUCAGCAUGAAUUGGGUGGCCCCCUGGACUUGGCUACCAGUCCCCAGCGGUCUGGCAGAGUUUCCAAGCGCCCAACUUAUUUAA